This is a messenger RNA of Lingula anatina, 2182 nucleotides long. RefSeq lists its product as uncharacterized. NCBI's taxonomy places the organism in Eukaryota, Metazoa, Brachiopoda, Lingulata, Lingulida, Lingulidae. Gene Ontology annotation, molecular function: G protein-coupled receptor activity. The record is from RefSeq and is a predicted model, not a curated record. Gene Ontology annotation, cellular component: membrane. Gene Ontology annotation, biological process: G protein-coupled receptor signaling pathway.
UUUAACAGCAUUAUUGUGCAUCAAGGGCAGGCUGUUCAGGAGUAAACACUAGGACAGAGAGAGGCCCACAAUUCACUUUAUCCGGCAAAUACACUGGAGAGUAGGAAGAGUAUACCCAUGUCACACACUCUGUAUAUUACUGAGUGAAUGAAGGGAUGAAAUUUCACUGAACCUCUUCCAGGCAAUUAAAAAGACAACCUGUGACACCAGGCUUCACAAAUAGUUGCCCCAAAAAUAAGGCAAAUAGCAUAUGGAAUAACUUUGCAAAAAAACUCAAUUCUAGAAUCAUUAAUAUUAAUAAUAAAAAAAGACAAAGAGCAUCAUGGCAGAAAGUGAAGUGACUACAUUUAGUACUGUAGACUCAGGGAAUGCUUCGUAUGCAAUUGCUGAGCCUGAGACCAUAGGGAAUCAGACGAGUAUCCCUACAGGAACUCAGGUAGAGGCCUACUAUCUGUUCAUCACUGCUGGAGUGGGCCUAUGCUUCAACUUGGUGCUCAUUCUCAGCAUUUUUCUCAGCAGUAAAACCAGGAAAAUGACCAGUGCUUUUAUCAUUCAUGGAAUACUGCUGGACUUGGCCAAAUUAUACUACUGUGUGCCAUUUGCACUGAGCCUCCUCCAGAAACAAGUCCCAUCCCACUGCAAUAUCCUUGGUGCCUCCUUUGUGACACUUAUUAGCAUUUCUGCAUACAAUUUGGUUGCAAUGGUGGCAGCAGAGGCUUAUGCAUUUAGGGACGUCUUUGGUGACAGUGAGAAGGGGACAUUUUGUUGCGUGUUAUUUGGUGUACUGACUGUAUACAUAGCAAGUGUUAUCAUUCACCUUGGGCCAACUGUGAUUGGAGGAAACUUCCGUUACAACGAGGAAGUUGGCAACUGCAUUUACAGUAAAAAUGAACUGAAGAGCUAUGUUAGUUACAUAAUGUGGGUGGGUAUUAACUCCCUUGCAGUGCUUCUCGCCCUGUACUAUGCCAUUUUAUUGUACAGACAGAUACUGGCAAACAAGCCUCACAGGAUCAACACACUUGUACGACAAGCCAUCGCCCUUUCUAAAGAGCGUAUGCCAAAGCAAAACAUGAUCAAGAAAAUUGUGGAUGAAUCUUUAAGCAGGGUGCGUGUCAUGCUGGCUGUCAUCACAUGCUUUAUCAUAUGUUGGUACCCACUGUUUCUCCUCAACAUCUCAGAUCCUAACUUUACACAGGACAAAAGCAUUUACAAAAUUUUCACCAUCAUGGGAUACUCCAAUGGUGCCAUCACACCUAUUCUCUUCAUUAUAUUUGACAAGAACCUGAGCAUGAUACGAAGACUGUUCUGCUGUACAAAGUGUCGAGGAGAUGAUUAUGGAGGUGGUAGUAGUGGGGGUGGGGGUGGGGGCAGCGGAAGGGCAGGGAUGACACCCCUGAUGCAAACUCCAGGACCUAGCUUUCAGUCUCAAGUGCAAAUGUACCAGAGAGUUGGAUGUAGACUGUGUCGAGAAGGACAAAGUCAUCCUGAGGAACUAUGUAAUGGUGGCUAUCGUCACCAAGGUCGAGUAACACGCGACCCCUCUUUCUGUGACUAUGGUGAGCUCCAUGAAUACACCAGUGUCUGUUAAAAAGACACUAACGUGCUUUUAAAAAUUAUUUGCAUUUUUGAUGUGAAAAUCAAUAAGAUGUGAAGAGAAUGACAGAAAUUAAUUUCUAUUUUAUUUUCUCAGAAAAUUUUCUACAUUGUUUCAUUAUGAAUAGUAAUGUUGUGUUACUUUGUAUUAAAAUCAACAAAAAUCUGUAUUUUUGUAUAUCUGUGCCUCUGGGGAAAUACGGACAGUUAUUUUAUAACUGACCACACCAUCUGAAGAUACUUUUGUAACCUUAUAAUAUAUUGUAUUUAAAAAUGUUCGAGGAAACUAAGUUCCUUGUAUUGCUCAGAGCCACUUAUUUUGAUUCAUAUCUUUUUGAGCAUUUUUAGAUGACAGUUUAACAAAGUUUUACAAAGAACCAAAAUUUCCAAAACAACUUGAAUAAGCGUAACUUUAGUAGAGGAAUGUUACUCUGGUUUUUGUUUACUCUCUUGUUUACUUCACAUAUUCUGCAAUACUGGGGUUCCUAAAUGUCAGUCAAAUGUACUGUGCUAUCUUCCUCAUACAUCACUGCUUUCUUGUCAAUAAAAACUUGUAUGUUUGGGAAUGAGAUGUGCCCAAAGAAAUUGA